AUGACCCUAGCCCCUUGCCGCGUCCACAUCCCAGACGGCCACCGCACACCGCACGCCGCCGCUGCUCGCGCCUCUCCCGCUCUCCUCUCCCGACAACAGCUCCGCUGCCGCACCCGCACGGAUCCUGCGUCUGCAUCCAUCCACCUCCGGCUCUCUGAAGGCACCAUGUCGACCAAGUACAAGAAAAAGGAGCUCAAAGUUAAUGACAACAUCGUUGCAACGGUACUCCAAGGAACUCAGGGAUGUGCAAACUUGGUGGCAAUACACAAUUUGGUCGCCAUCAGAUAUAGUUCAACUGUUGGGAAGCCAGGCCCAUGGACAGAAAGCUUUAUCAAGUCCGUCCUCCAUGACAUGCUACAACUAAGCAUUGAUAAAGUGGUUGACAUGCCAGACGCUGAUGCAAAGGAAGCUAAAAAGGCCCUUGCUAAUAUUCGUACUCAGUUCUCUUUGCAACCAUGCUUGAGUGCUCAUUUGGAUUUUGUGCAGAAUGGGUCAACCUUGCUUUGUCAGCUUUUGAAGUUACCUCUGCUUCACGGGUGGGUGAUAAAUCCGGAAGACAGUAGCUAUAAUUUUCUCAGAGACUUUUCUCAUAGUCAGUUGGUGGAUCACUAUUCGGAAGGCAAAGGUGACCAUGUGGAAGCCUGUAAAAGGUUAUUGGAUGAUUCAAGCAGUCAAUUGACUUCCUAUGGGUUUCAAUCUUUGUCUGAGGAGCUAUCUGACGAUGGAGCAGCACUUCUUUUUUGCCGCAACAGAUUAGAUGUUAUUCACAAACACAAUGGUGCUCUAUUUAUAUAUGUAGCUGACCAGGCCAUUUGCCAACAAAUGCCUCAAGCGGUUUGGAUGCUGUUUGAAGAGCGCCAAGAAAAAAACAUUUACUUAACUGACCAGUAUUCCCCUGUCAAAGGCCAACUGCACGAAGAUAAGGCUAGGGAAUGGUUUAGGGAAUUUCUUGUGAACCAGAGAAAAGGCAACAAACCAAAAGAAGACAAGGGGAAGGAGAAAAAUAAGUCAUCUCAACAAAGGCAGUCCGAUGAUGCAGCUCCUGAAAGUUCUGAACCAAGUGAAGCUACUGGAAAACAUGGAGAAGAUAAGUCUUCAGAUAAGAUGUCCUCAGAUGAUAAAAGGGCAGAAGCAGUGGGCUCCCAUCACAGUGAUGGUGGAGAAGUAGUGGUGUCUCAUCAAGACAGCAAGGUGAAGAAGUCACCUCAACAAGCACAGUCUGUUGAUGGGGCUGCUGAAAGUUCUGAAUCUAGUGCAACCACUGGAAUCUUUGAUGGGGCUGCUGAAAGUUCUGAAUCUAGUGCAACCAAUGGAAUCUUAACUACUGGAAAUGAAGCAGAAGUUAAGUCAGAUAAGCCGACACCAGAGGAUAAUCAAAGAGCAGAAGCAGUGGGCUCUCAUCACAUGAACAUUUCUGUAAGUCAAGAUGGUGUGCCUAAGGGUGAUGCUUCUGAUUUCUUGAACUUUCUCAAUGAGUUUAAAGACAAUGGUUGCUCUGCGCAUUACUUCGAAGGCACUGUGGCAGCCUUUGCUUCACAGAAGCCAUUGUUUUAUGUGCCAUACGAUUUUAUCAUGGCAUUUAAUGAACCAUUGGCACUGAAGAUCCAAGACAACUAUUCCGGGAUUUAUGAAGAUCUGAGGAAAGCCGUUGUUUUCUAUUUAUCAAAGAAAGGAGUGCAAUCCCCGGAUGCUGUAUUAAAAAUACUUGGUCGUCCUGAGGCUAAAAGUGGCAAGAACACCUGUGUUUCUGAUGUCAUUCCUUCAGGGGCAAGAACUGAUCCAGGGUGA
Molecule: messenger RNA, 1788 nt
Organism: Miscanthus lutarioriparius
Lineage: Eukaryota; Viridiplantae; Streptophyta; Magnoliopsida; Poales; Poaceae
Source: the annotation of a GenBank genome assembly